Messenger RNA from Lolium perenne, 423 nucleotides. RefSeq lists its product as uncharacterized. The record is from RefSeq and is a predicted model, not a curated record. NCBI's taxonomy places the organism in Eukaryota, Viridiplantae, Streptophyta, Magnoliopsida, Poales, Poaceae.
AUGCCUCUGCGCGCGAACCAGACGGGCUUCACCGGCGUGCGCUUGCGCCCGAGCGGAAGGUUCUAUGAAGACAUCUGCGAUGCAUCAUCCUCAAGACAUUCGACACGACGGAGCUCAGCGCGCGCGUACACUGCCGCGUGGCGGCUUGGGCACCCGGCCACCACCUUCAACUUCCGCGACUGUCAUACCCUCGCGGAAGCGGAGUUCAUGGCCGGCGUUUCCAUGAACCUCGUCAACAAUGAGCAGCGCCGUCACCACCGCCAGUGUCACAGCAUAGUAGAGGUAGACGAACAUGCCAUGGAAGUGUGGUGCCAAGCCUUCCUGCAGGACGCCCUGGACAAGGAGGCCUUCUACACGCAGAAGAGGGCCGAACGUGAGGCGGAGACGGCGGCAAAAAUGGCGCUGAAGAUGGAGGUCCGCUGA